Fusarium keratoplasticum is the source of this 219-nucleotide messenger RNA. RefSeq lists its product as uncharacterized. NCBI's taxonomy places the organism in Eukaryota, Fungi, Ascomycota, Sordariomycetes, Hypocreales, Nectriaceae. Gene Ontology annotation, cellular component: mitochondrial inner membrane. Gene Ontology annotation, biological process: proton motive force-driven mitochondrial ATP synthesis. The record is from RefSeq and is a predicted model, not a curated record. The coding region runs from base 1 to 219 and encodes 72 amino acids. Gene Ontology annotation, molecular function: proton-transporting ATP synthase activity, rotational mechanism. The transcript is spliced from 3 exons.
AUGACUGCUGCGUGGAAAGCCGCUGGCCUUACCUACAACCGCUACCUGGCCGUCGCCGCCCGCGUCGUCCGCCGAAGCUUGAAGGAGGAUAAGAGAAUCGCUGCCGAGCGACGAGGCGAGAUGGACCUGCGAUUCGCCAAGUGGCAGAACGGCAAGCAGGGCGAGGCCCAGAACCUGGCCGCUGCCAACGCCGCCAACGCCGCCGAGAACGCUGCUUAA